AACAACUGAACCAACUGAGAGGAGACAGCUGCUGUGUGGGGCACCAGGAAAGGGACAUUAAGCCAGACCUAUUUCCAGGUGGUGUUGUUGGUGCUUCCUCCCAAAGCUUCGGCUUCUGCGUGUGCAGGGGGAUGGUUGUUCCCUACGAAGGCCAGUCUUUCUCUGCCCUGAAGAGGCGGUGCCAGCAGAAUGGAGGUCUGUUUGAAGACCCUCUGUUCCCGACAGCGGACGAGUCUCUGUUUUACCAGAGGAAUCAGAUAGGCAGAGUCACCUGGAAAAGACCCAAGGAGCUGAGCAGCGAUCCCCAUUUGUUUGUGGACGGCAUCAGUGCCCACGACUUGCACCAAGGCCAGCUGGGAAACUGCUGGUUUGUGGCCGCUUGCUCCAGUCUGGCCUCCCGAGAAGCGUUGUGGCAGAAGGUGAUUCCAGACUGGAAAGACCAGGAAUGGAGUAAAGACAAGCCAGAGUCCUACGCCGGGAUCUUCCACUUCCGGUUCUGGCGGUUCGGGGAAUGGGUGGAUGUGGUGAUUGAUGACCGGCUCCCCACGGUGAACGGAGAGCUGGUUUACUGCCACUCCAACGACAGCAAUGAGUUCUGGAGCGCACUGGUGGAGAAGGCCUACGCCAAGAUGUGCGGCUGCUACGAGGCUCUGGAUGGGGGCAACACGGCCGAUGCCCUGGUGGACUUCACCGGAGGGGUGUCUGAGCCCAUGGAUCUGAUGGAGAACGGCUACAAAGAGGAUGAGGAGAAACGCAACGAGCUGUUUGAACGGGUCCUGAAAGUGCACAACCGAGGAGGCCUGAUCAGCUGCUCCAUCCGGGCAACCACCGCAGCCGACAUGGAGGCCCGACUGGACUGCGGCCUGGUGAAGGGCCACGCGUACGCGGUGACGGAGGUCCGCAGGGUGCGGCUGGGCCACGGCCUGCUGGCCUUCUUCAAGUCAGACAAACUCACCAUGAUCCGCAUGAGGAACCCGUGGGGGCAGAGGGAGUGGAACGGGCCCUGGAGCGACAGCUCUGAGGAAUGGCAGAAGGUCAGUAAAAGUGAGAGGGAACGGAUCGGCGUCACAGUGCAGGACGAUGGAGAGUUUUGGAUGACUUUUGAUGACUUCAUCGCCAACUACACAGACCUCAUCCUCUGUCGUCUCAUCAACACAUCCUACCUGAGCUUCCACAAGACCUGGGAAGAAGCGGUGAUGACGGCGUCAUGGCGUCGCCACGAUGACCCGCUUCUCAACCGGGCUGGCGGCUGCACCAACAACAAAACCACCUUCCUUCAGAACCCGCAGUACUUUUUUGAUGUGAGGAAGCCGGAGGACGAGGUCCUCAUAUGUCUCCAGCAGAAAGACCGCAGAACCGGGCGAAGAGAAGGCAGGGGAGAAAACCUGGCGAUCGGCUUUGACAUACACAGAGUGGAGUUGAACAGGACCUACCGCAUGCAUGUGACCCAGGAGAAGGUGGGAGGAAGCAUGUACAUCAACUCCAGGUCUGUGUUCCUGCGCAUCGACCUGCCGAUGGGGCGCUACGUCAUCAUCCCCACCACCUUUGACCCCGGCCUGGAGGGAGACUUCCUGCUCCGCAUCUUCACCGACGUUCCCUCCGACUGCAAGGAGUUAACUCUGCACGAGCCUCCUCAGACCUGCUGGUCCGGCUUGUGUGGUCAUCCCUCCAUGGUCACGCAGGUCCACAUCCUGCAGGCCGACGGACUCGCAGGGCAAGACUCAGAUGGAGUGUCAGAUCCGUACGUCAUCAUCCGCUGUGAGGGAGAGAAGGUUCGCUCUGGCGUCCACAAGAACACGCGCAGCCCCGUCUUCGACACCAAGGGACUCUUCUACAGGAAGAAGGAGAACCGGCCAAUCGACAUAGAGAUCUACAACCACAACGUGGUCAUGGACUCCUUCCUGGGAAAAGUGACGGUUCCCGCUGAGCAGGGAACAAUCCACAAGACUCUCCACCUGAAGAACAAGGGCGAUCGCCAUGACAACGACCUCCCCGGUACCAUCACCGUUGCCAUAGUGACCAGCUCAAUAAUGACAAGCAUCUGAGUUGUCGAGGAGCAGAGCUUUGUUCGGCUUUGAGGGUGAAUAUUCAGAAUAAAAAGAGCGACUUUAUUUAAGAGGAUUACAGAUGCAGCAGGAAUUCUGCACAGGAGAGUAGAAACAUAGACGUUUAAUCUUUCACAAGGCACCAUCACAGUGUGUAUCUGAAUAAAGUUACAAGAAAUGAUUUUAGUUAGUUUAUAUAUAUUGUUUACAGGUCUUUAUGUUUAUCAGUUCUCCCGUUUGUUUAUCAGAAACUGUUCAGGGAGAUGUUUAUACCACUAUUAUAUCUUGCUUUUUCUAUCAUAGUUCAUUUUUUUUUCAUCAAUUUCACGUGCCGAUUGAUUUUCCCACUGCUGGUGAGCAAACUUUGAACCGUCCACUGAAACUGAUUCUUCCCUCGGUCUGAUGCAACGGCCCAGUUUUCAGUUUUAUCAGCCCUCUCAGACGCAUGAGAGCUUCCUCUUGACCGUGGCAGUUAAAUCAAAAUACUUGGGUUGAAGAAAACAAAACACUAUAUAUCAUAAUUUGGACAUGAGGGUUUCACCAUAAUGUUGCCGACCGCUGUAACACCAACCGUCACACGUUGAUGAAGACGGCAAACGGAUGCGUGGAGACAGACGAGAUGGUGCCUGUAAAGUACUAGGAAGCAACAUACGUUAUAAACAUAGAGGUUUUUUAAAUAAUUUAAUAUUUAGCAUGUUUUUAACCAUUUGUUUUAGCAGUAGACGGUAAUGAGUUUAUGCCUAAGCCAUAUUAGUGGGUUCAUCUUAGAACUGACAGUUGAAGUCUGAACACCGGGUUCAGAACCACUAAAGUUACUGUUUCCACUGCCAACAGGUGCUCUCUCUAUCUCUUUCGCUCUCUCUCAAUCAUUACUGUGCAUUUUUAUGUCUUUUUUAUGUCACUUAGUUUUAGCUUUUGGUUUGCAGGUCUUGUACACAUAAACGUGCCCACUAGGGUGACACCACAUAUAAAAGUGCCAAGUAUAAACUUAUGAGCCUCAACACUUUGGCCGUAGGUCAUUAAAUGUGUGUUUACUGAUGUGUGGAUGAUGCCUGCUUUAUUUCAGUGUUGGGAUUCUGAGGGGGGAACUAACGUAUAGAAACCACUUCUGGGAUGGGUUUUAGUCCACUUCCUGCGCUUUCAGCGCUGCAUUCUUUGCUGUGAAGGAAAAUCGGACCAAAUGUUUAUUUUUAUUUUUACGGUCGUGAAAUUUCUUUUUGCAUCAAUAACCCCUUUACCUAGAUUAAAAUGUUUACGCUGUACAUUUGAAGUAAUGUUAUAAUUUACAGCCCAAAAGAAGUUUAUGAAUCUUUGUACUUAUCAAAGACGUCCAGAAAUGAAGUUUCUUUGACAACAAAUAAAGUUUACU
Cololabis saira (Pacific saury) is the source of this 3414-nucleotide messenger RNA. RefSeq names its product calpain 5a (gene capn5a). Gene Ontology annotation, biological process: proteolysis. The coding region runs from base 132 to 2045 and encodes 637 amino acids. Gene Ontology annotation, molecular function: calcium-dependent cysteine-type endopeptidase activity. The transcript is spliced from 13 exons. Gene Ontology annotation, cellular component: cytoplasm. The record is from RefSeq and is a predicted model, not a curated record. Lineage: Eukaryota; Metazoa; Chordata; Actinopteri; Beloniformes; Belonidae.